Messenger RNA from Coffea arabica (coffee), 1047 nucleotides. The record is from RefSeq and is a predicted model, not a curated record. NCBI's taxonomy places the organism in Eukaryota, Viridiplantae, Streptophyta, Magnoliopsida, Gentianales, Rubiaceae.
AUGCAGGAAUGGAUGGAACACCAGGCAGCUAUGGAAGGAAACAGGAAAGAGAGCAUUUCAGAAACAAUUGGUGCUUUGGACGAGCCAGAACUCAACACAUGUGAUGAGGAGUGUAUCGAUGUACAAGUAGCUAUAACUAUCAAGAAGGAAAGGCAGGUGGUAGGGAUUGGAGUGAUGACAACUGACAUCAAUGGCCAGGAAAAAGCUUUAUGGGCCAUGAGAGAAAGGAGUGCGGGACAUUGGCUACUAGACUAUGCAGAAGCAUUAAAACUAGCAAUGGCGAAAGCAAGAGCACAACAGUGGUCACGUAUAAAGGUGGGAAUCACGUACCAACAGUUGCUAAGACAACUAAGGUCAGGAAGAGUCAAAGAUAUCAGAUUGUUAGCUCAGGUGGAGGAGAUUGAUAGAAUAAGCUCGAUGUUUGUGCAAUGCUCUUUUUAUCUAAUACCAGACGAACAAAAAGAUAGAAGACCUCUUGCUGAACUAAAACAUGAUGAUACCAAGGAGGAAGAGGAGGAGGAGAACAGUUCCCAUAUCAUUGAAUUUCUGAAUGACGGAGGUGAGUCAUCAGUGGUUUAUGUUUCUUUUGGGAGCGAAAUCUUUUUGUCCGAGGAAGACAGGGAAGAGAUAGCGUACGGGCUGGAGCUGAGUAUUGCUAACUUCAUAUGGGUACUUAGAUUUCCCGUGGGAGAUGCCAUUGCCCUUGAAGAAGCCUUACCAGAGGGGUUUCUCGAGAGGGUGAAAACGAGGGGAGUGGUAGUGGAUGGAUGGCACCACAGGCUAAAGUUCUUGAACAUCCCAGCACUGCCUCACCAUGCUAGACUUGCGGUGGAGAUUGGCGUUGGCAUUGAGAUUUUGAGGGACGAAGAUGGGCGGAUCAAGAGGGAAAAUGUCGCUAAAGUCAUAAAAGAGGUGGUCGUAGAGAAGACAGAGCUGGGAGAAUCAGUGAAACAAAAAGCUAAGGAAUUGAGUCACAAGUUGAGAGAAGAAGGUGAAGAAGAGUUGCAUGAAGCAGUAGAGGAGCUUAGGAGAUUAUGCAAAGGUUGA